AUGGAAGACCCAGUCAAGGAAAUCCCCGCAGUAAUUCACCUCCUCACGCAAUCUCCGCCAUCGCUGCAGCGCGCGACGAUUGAGAAAUACUUUACGCCCGAUGCCGCCUUCUCCCACCCGUUUUGCCGUACAUGGAGCAGGCCAAACUCGAGAUGGUUGGUUGAGCGGACAUAUCGGUGGUACAAGAUUAUGAGUCCGAGAAUCGAUUGCACGGUGCAGAGUGUUGCGUUUGAUGAGAAGAACCUCAUACUUUACGUCACAAUCUUCCAAAUCUUCCGUAUCUGGUUGAUACCGUUUUACUACGCGCCGGUGCGACUUACCACCGUUUUGUACCUCCGUCGGUCGGCCUCUCCGCCCACGUAUGCUUCCAUCGCCGCUUCUUCGUCCACAUCCGCUUCCGAAACCAAACCAAAUCACUCUCUACUCGCAGAUGUGACCUCGCAGAACUCAUCCUUGCCGUCCAACACCUCGUCAAAACCCCUCUACCACAUCUCCAAGCAAGACGACCUGUACCAAGUCGACCAGUGGAUCCGCUUCAUUGCACCGGGCGCGUGGAUGUUGAUCUGGUUGUGGCAGGUCUGGGCGACGAUAUUCUGUGUUGCGGGUACGGUGCUACUUUGGCCUGUGACGUGGGUGGAGGAGAAUUGGGGGUGGGGUAGUGUAGGAGUAGGGGGGAAAGGAGUGGCGAAGAUGGAGGUUGAGAAGGCGGGGAGUAAAGAGAGUGAGGUUAGCGUUGAUGGGUUGGAGGAGAGUGAGGUUUUGGGGAGGAGUGGGUUGAGGGGACGGAUUGUGGGGUGA
Alternaria alternata is the source of this 798-nucleotide messenger RNA. RefSeq lists its product as hypothetical. NCBI's taxonomy places the organism in Eukaryota, Fungi, Ascomycota, Dothideomycetes, Pleosporales, Pleosporaceae. Bases 1 to 798 code for a protein of 265 amino acids. The record is from RefSeq and is a predicted model, not a curated record. The transcript is spliced from 3 exons.